Molecule: messenger RNA, 2928 nt
Organism: Gopherus flavomarginatus (Mexican gopher tortoise)
Lineage: Eukaryota; Metazoa; Chordata; Testudines; Testudinidae
Product: up-regulator of cell proliferation-like
Exons: 2
Coding region: 55-2928 (957 amino acids)
Molecular function (GO): GTP binding
Source: RefSeq, a predicted model, not a curated record
UGCGCCGUUCUGCUUUGCUCAGACAGUUUCCUGCAGCAGGAGAUCCUGUUCAGAAUGUCCAUGUGCCAGUUUGCCCUCCCUCUGCUGCUACCUGCCCUUGACACCCCCAAGUGCACCCUAAUGCUCUGGGCCAUGAGGGACAUUGUGAGGAAGUGGAGGCCUCACCCCCUGGCAGAGAGCAGAGGGUUCAGGGAGGAGAGCCUGGUGCUCACCAAAAUGCCAACCAUUUCCUUUGUGCGACUAGGGAGCUGCGGCUUCUCCAAGUCCCAACUUCUCAAUGAGGUUCUCAGCCCCUCCCAGCAGCACCACGAUUUCUUCAUCCAUCGUGACAUGGAGUCUGGGAAUGUCCCUCGGGAAAUCGCAGAUGGGUUGGUCGAAAUUUCCUGGUAUUUCCCUGCGGGGAAGGAGAGUUCAGAUCUUUUUGCAGAGCCCGUUGCGGUUACAAACCUGCGUGGAGACAUUAAGUCCCACUGGCUACAGUUCAGCUUUUUAACACAGGUCUCCUCAGCAGUGUUCAUAGUUACUGAGAGCAUCAGUGAGAGAGAAUAUAAACUAUUAUCAUCUCUGGAGGGUUCAGAUACGAAAUACUGCUUCAUCCUCAACGCCCAGGCUGAGAAACACAGUGAAGUCCAUGAACAACUUGUAAGGUUAGCACCUGUGCUGAAAUUGUGUAAACCCUGUGUGCUGGUUAAAUCCACCCUCUUGAAUAAGACAGAAUUUGUGGAAAAGGUACAGACUACCAUAGGAACAAUAAUGAAUUCUACAACCAAGAUGGACAAUAUGGAAAGCAUUGCUGUUCAUGCACGUAAACGAGGAAUCCAAGUAGAUGAGGACUGCGAAGAAUGUCAGGGGGCAAAGAAACGUGUUAAAAUUAUCACCGAAGAAAUAAGUAAUGUGGUAAAGUACAAGAAGGAAAUUAUGAGACCCCUGCGCCAUCCAAGGAAGAUGCCAAGAGUAGAACAGUGCAGAAUAGGACAGCAAGGAGAUACCCCCGCUGGGGGAGAGAAUAGGUUGAAAUUAUAUACACAGCACAAGCAAUAUGACCUUGCUCAUGGCAUGGAGAAAUUUAUUCAAGGAAUAGAAAAACUCCCACGAGAGGAAAAUGUUUACUUCUUAAAGUGGAUGACACUUUAUCUGGAUAACAUUGCAAGGAAGAAUAAGAUUUCUCAAAUGAAGGCCAACUCCUUAAGAGUGGAGCAUUUCAUGCGUGGAUUCGGGCAUGUUUAUGAGACAGAAAGCACACAGGUGAAAGAAGGCAAAAUGCUAAAAACCCAAAGAAAAUACAGCUAUCUCCCAGAAAUAAUUGCUGACCUGAUGCUGGAAGGGUUUCCCAUGGAGCUAAUCGAUGGAGAUGCACCCAACGUUCAACUGCAGUGCGUAACAGAUGUUCUGACUCAGCUCCAUGCCAAACUGGGGGGAAGGUCCAGAAUGCUGGUUCUAACGGUGCUGGGAGGACAGAGCACUGGGAAAUCCACCCUCCUCAACACCAUGUUUGGCCUGCAGUUUGCAGUGAGCAGUGACCAAUGUACGCGAGGAGCCUUCAUGUCACUCAUUAAAGUGGCAGAGAACUUUCAGCAGGAGCUGGGCUGUGACUUCAUCCUGGUGAUAGACACAGAAGGCUUGAAAGCCCCUGAACUGACCAGACAGGAGGAUUGUCAUUUUAAAAACUAUCAGCUGGCCACAGUUGUGACUGGACUGAGUGACAUAAUGGUCAUUAAUUUGGAGAAUGCCACCAAAAAGAAGAGUGUUCUGCAAAUUGUGGUCCACGCAUUUCUCAGGCCCAACCACCAGUUUGUCCAUCAGAACAUCAGUGAUGUGUCUGCACCUGAUCAAAACAUGAGAGACAGGAAACGCCUCUUGGAGCAGUCGUGUGAAAUGACUAAAGCUUCAGUAGAAAAACAAAGCAGGGAAAUGGUGUUUUCUGACAUUAUAGCGUAUGAACUGGAGAAACACAAUUGGUACAUCCCUGGACUGUGGCAUGGAGUCCCUCCCAUGGCUCCAGUGAACACUGGAUACAGUGAGAGUGUGUGUGAGCUAAAGAAAUACCUGUUUGAAUCCAUAAAGAGCUCUUCAUGUCACAGAAGCAUCAGGAACAUUCCCCAGUUUACUGAGUGUCUGAAGAGCCUGUGGAAUGCUGUAACGCAUGGACAUUUAGACAAGACCUAUAACCAACUUCAUGUGGAGUAUUUAGAGUCAGCAUAUAAUUUCAAUGAGGAAAUGGACCCCUCAGUAUCUGAAAAAGUAACUUUCAUCCAGAGUCAGCCACCCAAUGAAUUAGAUGUUGGUAAAUUACUCUGUGAGAAUCAGGACAAACUGUUUUGUGAGGAACAAAAGAUAUUGGAUAAUCCAAACAAAUACUUUGAAAGCAGAGCAAAAACUCUUCAUCUGAUAGAAAAACACAGAGAAGAAUUUAUCAGGACAACAACUAGUCUGAAAUGUGAACCUGAACAUUAUUCAAUUAGCAAGUGCAAAGAAGUACCUCAGAGGCAAAGAACAGAUUUUAUCAAGUCCAUAUUUAGGAAAGUAUUUGAAAAGAUGUUCUUAACAAGCCACAGGGAGAAAAAAAGUAUCAAGAUACCAAAAUUGAAAAAUUUGUUAAGUUAUAAAACAAAGCCUUUCAAGAUUAAAGUUAAGUAUUUUGAAUUAAGAUAUUUUAAACGUGUAAAAGAAUUUUAUACCAAACGGCAUCAGCAUAAAGCACAAGAACUUGUUAAAUUCUUAAUGUAUAAUUACAAGAAAUACACCGCAGAAAAGAUCAAAUCCAGAGCAGACUAUGAUGACACUUACUGCACGGAAUUCUUGCUUAUGAUCAAUGAGUGGCUACAACAGGAUGAUGUUCAGGAACUUCACACCAAUACUUACUUUGAAAUUGUCUUGAAGAUUCACAAAUUGCGGGAAACUCUUUUUGAAUUCCAGAAGACGUGUUAA